CUAGAUUUGGUAAUCGAUAGUUGGGCAGCACUGGCUGGGCUCCAGAGCUUAGCUUCAAUUUUCAACACCAGAGAAGUUGCAAAGUGCGGAGAAAAAUCAGUUGGGAUAUCAGCAAAAUGAAAAGCAGCUCCUGCUCGAAAUAGAACCUCUGCUCGGUUUAUUCGUUUCUCGUGCGGCGUCGCUAGCAACGCGUGCCACGGUCCACCGGAGCGGCAGUUGAAAGGAUAACUUCCCCGUGCAAGUUUUCAGGCGAAGGAGAGCGGCGGGGGGCCGGAGUGCUGGACGCGCAGACAGCGCGGAAUCGAUAUCGAUGGUACGCACCAAAAACCAGUCGUCCUCCUCCAGCGCCAGCAGCAGCAGCACCAAGUCACCGAUCAAAUCCAGCGGCGGAGCAGGAUUCUCGUCCGGAGGAGUCGGCGGUGGUCGCCAGUCCACGCAUCGCUCGUCGAGCGCCUCCAACGUAGCGGCUGUUAUCGGGGGUGGAUCUUCAUCCUCGCAAGGCGUUGGCGGCGGAGGUUCCUCCUCGAAUCGCCGCAGUCCGGGCAGCUCGCCGGAUUCGCCGGACGACGACACCACCACCACAGAUGACCUGACCCCCACUACUUGCUCCCCGCGCAGCGGCCACCAUCAUCCGUACGGCUACGGCUACUCGUCCUCCGUGCACAAGCAGAACCUCUACGUCGUCUCGUUCCCCAUUAUCUUUCUGUUCAACGUUCUGCGCUCGCUGAUUUAUCAGCUGUUUUGUAUUUUUCGCUACCUCUACGGGGCGAGCACAAAGGUGAUUUACCGCCCCCAUCGACGCGACUGCAACAUCGAGAUUGUGGUGCAGAAUUCUUCUAAAGAGGAGCAGAAUCUCUCGGAGCUCAACAGCGAUUGUGCUGGACAGGAGCAGCAGUUAUCCCAUCAGCCGCAGCGUUUUCGGCCCAUUCAACCACUGGAAAUGGCCUCUAAUCGUCCGGGAGGCGGGUACUCACCUGGUCCCGGUGAUCCGCUGCUGGCCAAGCAGAAGCAUCACCAUCGUCGCGCCUUCGAAUACAUCUCCAAGGCACUGAAGAUUGACGAGGAGAACGAAGGUCACAAAGAGCUGGCAAUUGAGCUGUACCGCAAAGGCAUCAAAGAGCUGGAGGAUGGCAUAGCUGUCGACUGCUGGAGUGGACGUGGCGAUGUAUGGGAUAGGGCUCAGCGGCUGCAUGACAAGAUGCAGACGAACCUUUCGAUGGCCCGAGACCGUCUCCACUUUCUGGCGCUGCGUGAGGAGGAUUUGCGAAUGCAGCGUCUCUCCCUGAAGGAGAAGCAGCAGAAGGAGCAGGCGGCUCAGAAGUCCAGGGAGCCCAUGCUGGCGGGCAUGACCAGCGAACCCAUGAAGCUUAAUAAGGUGCGCAGCAGCGGCUACGGGCCCAAGGCCACCCAGCCCACGGCUUCUGGCCGCAAGUUAACCAUUGGUAGCAAGCGUCCCGUUAAUCUGGCCGUGGCCAACAAGUCACAGACGCUGCCGCGCAACCUUGGCUCCAAAACAUCCGUGGGCGCUGUCCAAAGGCAGCCAGCCAAGACGGCUGCCACGCCCCCCGCCGUUCGGCGCCAGUUUUCUUCGGGACGCAAUACGCCGCCGCAGCGCUCGCGAACUCCCAUAAACAACAACGGACCCAGCGGCAGUGGCUCCAGCACUCCGGUGGUGAGUGUCAAAGGGGUGGAGCAAAAGCUGGUGCAGCUCAUCCUGGACGAGAUUGUCGAGGGCGGCGCCAAGGUGGAGUGGACGGACAUUGCCGGCCAGGAUGUGGCCAAGCAGGCGCUGCAGGAGAUGGUCAUUCUGCCCUCCGUCCGACCGGAGCUGUUUACGGGACUCCGUGCCCCAGCCAAGGGACUAUUGCUGUUCGGUCCACCCGGCAAUGGCAAGACUCUGCUGGCCCGCGCCGUGGCCACAGAGUGCAGCGCCACCUUCCUGAACAUUUCGGCCGCCUCGCUGACCAGCAAGUAUGUGGGCGAUGGCGAGAAACUGGUGAGGGCCCUCUUCGCGGUGGCCCGUCACAUGCAGCCCUCCAUUAUUUUCAUCGACGAGGUGGAUUCGCUACUCUCCGAGCGCAGCAGCAGUGAACACGAGGCAUCGCGCCGCCUGAAGACCGAGUUUCUGGUGGAGUUCGAUGGGCUGCCUGGUAAUCCGGAUGGCGAUAGAAUCGUGGUGCUGGCCGCCACCAAUCGACCGCAGGAAUUGGACGAGGCCGCCCUGCGACGGUUCACGAAGCGCGUUUAUGUCUCACUGCCCGAUGAGCAGACCCGCGAGCUGCUCCUCAAUCGAUUGCUGCAAAAGCAGGGCAGUCCGUUGGAUACGGAGGCGUUGCGUCGCCUGGCCAAGAUCACAGACGGUUACUCUGGCUCCGAUUUGACGGCCCUGGCCAAGGACGCCGCCCUGGAGCCCAUCCGCGAGUUGAAUGUGGAGCAAGUGAAGUGCCUGGACAUCAGUGCCAUGCGUGCAAUCACGGAACAGGACUUUCACAGCUCGCUAAAGCGCAUCAGGCGCUCGGUGGCGCCGCAGAGCCUCAACUCGUACGAGAAGUGGUCGCAGGACUACGGCGACAUUACCAUCUAGUCUGUUCUAGCCAGCGAACCUGCCCUCCUGUGAUGUGAGUGUCAGUCCGUAAUCCCUAGCCGUUCUAGUUUUGAUCCCAUGUGACCCAUGUUUCUCUUCGUCAUCCAAGGUUC
Messenger RNA from Drosophila takahashii, 2697 nucleotides. RefSeq names its product spastin (gene spas). NCBI's taxonomy places the organism in Eukaryota, Metazoa, Arthropoda, Insecta, Diptera, Drosophilidae. Gene Ontology annotation, cellular component: microtubule cytoskeleton. Gene Ontology annotation, molecular function: ATP binding; microtubule severing ATPase activity; ATP hydrolysis activity. The record is from RefSeq and is a predicted model, not a curated record.